CGGGGCAAUAAAAAUCAGAAACAGAAGGACAAAGGCAAUAGUAUUUUCUUCUCGAUUCCCUUGAAGGGGUUGUUAGGUUGUGGCCCUUGUGGGGUGUGGUAAUCAAUAACCCGUUUGGGAGGCGUCACUGCCUUGCCUUACUCUAACACCCUCCAUUCAAUUGGGAGGUUUCUGGGUUUGAUCCCCAUUACUGGAUUAAGUUUUUUGGGUCAUUUGGGAAAGGGGAAGAAGGAGAACAAUGGAGAGCUCAUCGGAAUUGGUGGCCUUCCCUUUGCUAUUGACUCCGAUCGAAUCCAACUACAGGGCAUGCACUAUUCCCUAUAGAUUCCCCUCUGAUAAUCCCCGGAAGGCAACCCCUACUGAGCUUUCCUGGAUUGAUCUUUUCCUCAAUUCCAUCCCCUCUUUCAGGAAACGAGCAGAGAGUGAUGGAACUGUUGCUGAUGCUAAUGUUAAAGCUGAAAAAUUUGCUCAAAGGUACUCCGAAAUACUAGAGGACCUUAAGAAGGACCCUGAAAGUCAUGGUGGGCCACCUGAUUGCGUUCUUCUCUGCAGGCUUCGCGAACAAGUUCUUAGAGAAUUGGGAUUCAGAGAUAUAUUCAAGAAAGUUAAGGAUGAAGAGAACGCUAAGGCUAUAUCCCUAUUUGAGAAUGUUGUUCAUCUUAAUGAUGCCAUUGAAGAUGAAAGCAAGCGUUUGGAGAAUCUGGUUAGAGGGAUUUUUGCGGGGAACAUAUUUGAUCUUGGUUCUGCUCAGCUUGCAGAGGUUUUCUCAAAGGAUGGGAUGUCCUUUCUGGCUAGUUGUCAGAACCUUGUCCCUCGACCUUGGGUUAUUGAUGAUUUGGACUCUUUUAAACUGAAAUGGACUAGAAAAUCUUGGAAAAAGGUAAUAAUUUUUGUUGAUAAUUCUGGUGCGGACAUCAUUUUGGGUAUUUUGCCGUUUGCAAGAGAGUUACUCCGAUGUGGGUCACAGGUUGUCUUGGCAGCUAACGAUUUACCUUCAAUCAAUGAUGUAACUUACCCUGAACUAAUUGAGAUAAUAGCAAAGUUGAAGGAUGAAAAUGGGCAGCUGGUGGGUGUUGAUACUUCUAAUCUUUUGAUUGCCAAUUCUGGUAAUGAUUUACCGGUUAUUGAUCUUACAAGAAUAUCGCAAGAGCUUGCCUACCUGGCUAGUGAUGCUGACCUUGUCAUAUUGGAAGGAAUGGGUCGUGGAAUAGAGACAAACCUUUAUGCUCAAUUUAAGUGUGAUUCACUCAAAAUUGGAAUGGUGAAGCAUCAAGAGGUUGCCCAGUUCCUUGGAGGGCGGCUUUAUGACUGUGUCUUCAAAUACAAUGAAGUUUUGAGUUAAUGUCAAUUCUUACUACUAUUUUUUAUCGAAUUGAUUUAUAUCGGAGCCUUCAACCCAUGUAGCACAAGGUAUUUUAUCCUUGUGGAACUUAUGUCUUAUGCUGAAGUUUUAGUAUCAAUAAAUUAAAGAAAAUGCUGAAAAACUCCUUACAUACAUAAGAAGAGCUGCUCCAUCUGAUUGUUUUUA
This is a messenger RNA of Vitis riparia (riverbank grape), 1528 nucleotides long. Its product is annotated as damage-control phosphatase At2g17340-like. Gene Ontology annotation, biological process: coenzyme A biosynthetic process. The record is from RefSeq and is a predicted model, not a curated record. Lineage: Eukaryota; Viridiplantae; Streptophyta; Magnoliopsida; Vitales; Vitaceae. Gene Ontology annotation, cellular component: cytosol; nucleus. Gene Ontology annotation, molecular function: ATP binding; pantothenate kinase activity. The transcript is spliced from 12 exons. Bases 239 to 1342 code for a protein of 367 amino acids.